AUGGCAGCUAUCUCUUUUGGCGCGCUGCUCGCGUGGCUGGCUACGCCGCACUUCACCGUUGCGCUCACGCACUCGCUUCUCUUCAGCGCACUCUACGUCGGCAGCAUCUACCUCCUCACAGCGCUACGCGCAUCCUCUUUGUCAAACAACGCCGCGCCCGCCGUGUCGAUCCACGACCGAGACCACCCGCAAGUAAUCAAGCAGCGGACACUCGGGGCGCUGCUCGCCACAAUGCUGUGCCUGGGGAUAGCCGGGGUGCAGCUGCGUGCAUGGCAGGUGGACGCUGUUAGGAGUAUGGGGCUUGGGUAUGCGCAGGUUGCAGGGUCGGUUGUUGUGGCCAUGGUUCUCUGUUGCGUGAUCUACCUCGGCCCGCUAAUGCUGGACUAUCUGGAUGCUGCAGCGCAGGGCCGCGGCGCGAUUUCGUGGAAGCGGCUCUGGGCGCUGGUCUCACGCGACCUUUGGUCCAGCCCACAGUUGCUGCGCAACUACGUCGUGGGCCCCGUAACCGAGGAGCUGGUCUUCCGCACCUGCGUCGUCUCUCUAUGGGCCGUGUCUCCCGGUGUGUCGACGAAUAAAACAGUGUUUUUGUCGCCGCUGGUUUUUGGGAUCGCCCACGUGCACCAUGCCUGGGCGCACCGCCAGUCCAGCGGUGUGUGGCUGCGGACCUUGUUCCAGAUCGCUUAUACGACGGUGUUUGGGUGGUUUGCCGCCAGCUUGUUUAUUAAAACAGGGAGUGUUGCUGGUCCUGUGUGCGCUCAUGUAUUUUGCAACAUCAUGGGGGUGCCGGAUCUUGGGAGAAUCGGGGAGUAUAUGGGCUGGAGGAGGGUUGCUGUGUGGGCUGUGUUUCUGUGUGGACUGCUUGGCUUCAUUGCUUUGUAUGAGCCGAUGACAAGAAAGGGCGUUUUCGUUUAA
Molecule: messenger RNA, 912 nt
Organism: Kickxella alabastrina
Lineage: Eukaryota; Fungi; Kickxellomycota; Kickxellomycetes; Kickxellales; Kickxellaceae
Exons: 1
Coding region: 1-912 (303 amino acids)
Biological process (GO): CAAX-box protein processing
Cellular component (GO): endoplasmic reticulum membrane
Molecular function (GO): metalloendopeptidase activity
Source: RefSeq, a predicted model, not a curated record